This is a messenger RNA of Cherax quadricarinatus, 2257 nucleotides long. NCBI's taxonomy places the organism in Eukaryota, Metazoa, Arthropoda, Malacostraca, Decapoda, Parastacidae. The record is from RefSeq and is a predicted model, not a curated record.
UGAGAUAGAUAUAUAGAGAAAAACCAAGAAGGACUAGCCUCGGGAGAUAUAGAUAAAGAGAGAAAGAGAAAAAAAAAAUAUAUAUAGAGAGAGAGAGAGCGAGAUGGAAAAUAUCUCAAAUUAGCUGUGAGAUCUCGGUAGGAAGUUUGUAUUUGUUUAUCUGGAAGGCAGCACAGUCAUGGUGCGCUGCCUGCCGCAUCAUCUUCCUCUCCACCACCUGCCGCAGCCUCCCACAGGCAGGUCUUCCUCCUGGCGGAAGCCGCAGGUUCCACAGCAUCAGGAACUUCUGCCGCAGCCUCCCGCAGGCAGGUCUUCCUCCUGGCGGAAGCCGCAGGUUCCACAGCAUCAGGAACUUCUGCCGCAGCCUCCCGCAGGCAGGUCUUCCUCCUGGCGGAAGCCGCAGGUUCCACAGCAUCGGCAGCUUCUACCGCAGCCUCCCGCAGUCUGCGCCCUCUUCCUCCUUGCCGCAGUGGUCGCAGGAUCCUUCGACUUUGUAGUGAAGCCGGAGUUCGGAGAGCGAGCCUCUGAGUUGAACAUUACCGGCUUUGUUGACCAAACUGGCAGACUACCUUGUACUGUCAAGCACCUGGCUGGCAAGAGGGUGUCGUGGAUCAGAGGUCGUGACCUCCAGGUGCUCUCAACGGGUCGCUCAACAGUUUCUACUGACCUCAGGAUCUCAGUUCUUCCCGGCUCAACGCAGUUCAAGACUCGACAACCUCGAAGUCCCUCCAGUCAACACAGCCUGGACAGUGCCGCUGGUCUCGCCAACGGCACCAUUGGUGACUCCUCGAGUAUAGAGUUGCCAAAAUGCCAUCAUAGCGUUUACUAUCCUGGGCGGAAAUGUGUCAGUUUCGUAAAGGAAUACGACUUCGUGCGAGACACCAGCAGCAGUAGUAGUACACAGAAUUUCUUCGAGGAAUCCAAGAACAGACAGGAUGAGGACUUCCAUAUAGAUACCCGCCGUAGAAGAUACAACAAGAGAAAGACGCAGGACAGUUCCUGGCCACGAGCUCAGGACUUCGCCAGAUCGAGUCGAAGUCGAAGAGACGGCGUUAACGACCACCACCACCAUUACCACCAUCACUAUUCCAAGAAUCAACUUCAUCUCUCAGGGCACAAACACGCCAAGAGAGACAAGCCUCCUGGUAAACACGCAAGUGGGGAGCCCCAAGCCCCAUCUCCAUACAACAGUCCCAUCGCCAUAUACCCACAGGGGCCCUUCACCCAAGGCUUGGAGAAAAAGGGGGCCCAGCCAGGACCCAACUACAUCGAAGGAGUGUGGGAACCUGAAGACUACACACUACAGAUCAAGUACCUGAAGGUAGAGGAUGCUGGUACUUACAUCUGUCAGAUCAACACUGAACCUAGAAUAUCACAGGUGGUGCAUCUCAGCGUUGUCAGUGUCAUUAUAGCAAAGGUUGUCAAUAUAGCAACAGGUGUCAUUAUAGUAACAGGUGUCAUAGCAACAGGUGUCAUUAUAGCAACAGGUGUCAUUAUAAUAACAGGUGUCAUUAUAGCAACAGGUGUCAUUAUAGCAACAGGUGUCAUUAUAGCAACAGGUGUCAUUAUAGCAACAGGUGUCAUUAUAGCAACAGGUGUCAUUAUAGUAACAGGUGUCAUUAUAGUAACAGGUGUCAUUAUAGGUUCACUUUACUUGACAGGGUUCAUCUUGUGGUACAAAGGAGAGAGGCUGGUGGAGUACGACACUACAGGUGGUCGAAUCCAGGUGGUGACAGAGGCUGAGGGAGUGAGCCACCUGCUGCUAAGAGACGCCCACCUGUCUGACUCAGGCAAUUACACCUGUUCUCCCUCAGGUGGUGCACCUGCCUCCCUCGUUCUUCAGGUAAUCGUAGAUGAGAGACAAGCAGCCAUGCAGCAGGGAAACUCAGCAGCGUCUGCCUUGCUGCUGCUGCCUGCUGCUGCUGCUGCUGCUGCCUGCUGCUGGCCUCCUGCUGACCCUGUCUGCUCCUACCUUCGACCAUCCUGCUGCUGCUGUCUGCUUGGCAGUCAGCAGUCUGCCUCUGCUCUGCCUGCUCCAGUGGCUACCCAGCCUGCUCUCCGUGGCACUGUCCUUGGCACUGCCCCAGCUAGGCACUGCCCUCAGCCUGGCCCUCCUAGCAUCAGUAGGGUGCCAAAACUGCCUCCCCAGUAGGCCAAGGAUGCCAGUAGGCCUCCCUGGCACCAGUGCCAUCAUGCUGGCACUCUGGCUUCUCGGCUGCCAUGGCUACCGUCUUCUUUAACAACAUAUAAUAAACUU